Molecule: messenger RNA, 1296 nt
Organism: Eurytemora carolleeae
Lineage: Eukaryota; Metazoa; Arthropoda; Copepoda; Calanoida; Temoridae
Product: CD109 antigen
Exons: 20
Molecular function (GO): endopeptidase inhibitor activity
Source: RefSeq, a predicted model, not a curated record
CAGUUGACACAAGUUCAGCUCCAGAUUUUCUCACAAUGGAGGACCCUUUGGUGACCUUUGAGACCCCAAAAUUUCUAGAAUGGAAUGGGAUAAAUAAAAGGCGUUACAAUGCUUAAUUCACUUACAGGGAUUUUACUAGUUUUCAUCGUGAUUCUCCAACCAGCCGCAAAAGGAAUACGAGAUAUAUCCCUGGAUACCUAUAACAUUGAUGAAAUUGACAAUGUUGACAACAGAGUGUACAACCAGUAUAGGAGCCGAGCCUCUUAUCUUAUCCUUGCUUCAAGAAUCAUUCGUCCAUCCACAAUAUAUCAGAUUUGUGUGAAUGCAUACAGAGGCUCCGAACCAAUGAGAGUUAAAGCAUCCUUAUCAAGAGAUGGAGUUGAGGUGUCAGGCUCAGAGGAAUUUUUGAAUGAACUUGAAGCAAAAUCUAUUCUACUCCAGGUUCCGGAGGGAACAAGUUUAGGUUACUCAUACAACCUCAGGAUUGAAGGGUUCAGCCAGGAUUCUGGAGCUGUUCUUUUCCAAAAUGAAUCAAGACUAGAAUUCAAUAAUAGAUUUUUAGCAGUUAUCAUCUCCACAAACAAAGUUAUCUACAAUGCCUUCCAUAUAGUUCGGGUUCGAGCAGUGCUUCUAAAAACCGACCUUCUACCCUACGAUGAGGUUGUUGAUAUGUUUAUCCUGGAUCCUGAUGGUUUUAUUAUUAGAAAAUGGCACUCUAAGCAGCUGAAUAACGGUGUUGUAACUGCAGAGUUUGAGAUCCCUGAGUUUCCCAAGGUUGGAUUCUGGAAAAUCAGAGUUGUAGCGGGCGGUCAAGUUACAGAGAAAUCGAUUAAAGUUGAGAAGUACUAUGUUCCCAAGUUUGAAACAUUUGCAAGUAUGUCAGAAUACACUUUCUCAUCAGAAACUAAUGUCGAGGUAUCUGUGAAUCAUGCGUACACAUUCGAUAAGAUAGGACUGGGAGACUGUAUGCUCAGAUGGUUUGCUAAGGCGAUUGAUCAAGCGACUCCUCUGUACAACGAUACAGUUCACUAUAGACAGGAGUAUGAAUACUACUAUAAAAAGCAAAAUCUACCUGUUAGCCAUAAAUUAAGCCAUGCAAACGAAACCAGUACUCUGUUUGAGGAACCGUGGGUGAAUAUAAGUGAAAGUGGGAAACCAUUUAUCCACAAAACUCACAACUGGACAUAUCUCAGGACGGAUCGUUUUGUUCACAAACAUUCUCAAAAGGAGAAAAGCGGAGAUUUAAAUUUCCGGAUUAGUAUGGAGGAAAUACAAGCUAAAAUGGGAACUCUUAUU